GCGAGCGUGAGCAACAUGAGGCAGUUCUUGAUAGUAAUCCGCUUAAUCCUUCUGCUGUCAGUUGAUAUCAGUGCAGCACCUGCACCUGCACCAGCACCUGCAGUUCGCACAGAAGUCGACCCGGAGUUGACAGCUGGCUAUAGCGAAGGUGAUAUGAUUAUCAGUGCAGAGCAGCGAAAUGGACUGCGCCCAGAUAGCUAUCGCUGGCCCAAUCGGACUGUCUACUAUUACAUUAACAGCAACAUCGAUCCGCCACAUCGCGAGCAAAUACUUGUCGGCUUGCGAAAAAUCGAGGCCAGUUCCUGUCUGACCUUCAAGGAAGCCGUCAAGGACCAGAAAUACUACGUGAACAUAACCUCGGAGCCGGGCGGCUGCUUUACAGCUGUUGGCUUCCAAAAUCGUGUGCAGCAAAUGAAUCUGCAGAAUUAUCCCCUGGACGAGGGCUGCUAUCGCAUGGGCACCAUAAUGCACGAAAUGCUGCAUGCUCUGGGCUUCUAUCAUGAGCAGAGCUCGGCGGAUCGUGAUGAAUACGUUCGCAUCGCCUACGAAAAUAUUCAGGAAGGCAAGGAGCACAACUUCGACAAGUUCGACAUCGAUACAGUGGAUAACUUCGACCAGGAGUACGACUAUGGUAGCGUGCUGCACUACUCGCCCUACGGCUUCUCCAAGAACGGCGGCAUGACUAUUGUCCCCUUCAAAGAGGGCGCCGAGAAGCAAAUGGGUCAGCGACUGCAAAUGAGCCAGCGGGACAUUAAUAAAUUGAACAUCAUGUACAAAUGCCCCCAGCAAGUAUAGUGCAGAUAUAUAAGCUAUAAGGUGUAAAG
Molecule: messenger RNA, 824 nt
Organism: Drosophila navojoa
Lineage: Eukaryota; Metazoa; Arthropoda; Insecta; Diptera; Drosophilidae
Product: seminal metalloprotease 1
Biological process (GO): proteolysis
Molecular function (GO): zinc ion binding; metalloendopeptidase activity
Source: RefSeq, a predicted model, not a curated record